AUGUCCUCCGCGCGAUAUACCCGCUAUCUGGUGGUCGCCCUCGUGGGCCUGACCUUUUUCUACUUCAUCUCCCGAUCCUCCCUCCAGAUCCCCAGCACCGCCUCAUUCCCCAAUCCUUCUCCCUCAUACGAAGACUUCAAGGCGCAAAAGCUACAGUCUUCCGGAAAUAAUAGUAGCGAGCGGGUGAAUGCCACUUUUGUCACCCUCGCCCGCAACAGCGAUAUCUGGGAAAUCGCCAAGUCCAUCCGCACGGUGGAAGACCGAUUCAACCGCAACUACAACUACGACUGGGUAUUCCUGAACGACGCCGACUUUGACGAUGAUUUUAAGAAGCUUACUACGUCACUGGUGUCUGGCACCACCCACUACGGCCGGAUUCCCAAGGCCCAUUGGUCCUACCCCGAGUGGAUCGACGAGGACAAGGCGAAGGAAGCGCGCGAUGAGAUGGAUCGCAAGAAGAUCAUCUACGGAGGCUCCGAGAGUUAUCGCCACAUGUGCCGCUACGAGUCUGGAUUCUUCUUCCGUCAUCCGCUGAUGUUGAACUACGAGUACUACUGGCGUGUCGAGCCCAGCAUCGAGCUUUUCUGUGAUAUCGGCACUGAUCCCUUCCGCUUCAUGAAGGAAAACGACAAGAAAUACAGCUUCGUCAUCAGUCUGUACGAGUACUACGAGACUAUACCUACGCUGUGGGAUAGUGUGAAGAAGUUCAUGAGCAACCACCCCGAGCACAUCCCCAAAGGAAACGCUAUGGACUUCAUCAGCGAGGACGGUGGCGAGUCCUACAACAAGUGCCACUUCUGGUCCAACUUUGAGAUUGGCAGCCUGGAAUGGUUGCGCUCCAAGGAGUACAUCGACUACUUCUCUUCCCUGGACCAGGAUGGCGGUUUCUUCUACGAGCGCUGGGGUGACGCACCCGUCCACUCCAUUGCCGCUGCCAUCUUGCUGAAGAAGGAGCAAAUCCACUUCUUCAACGAGAUUGCCUACUACCACGUGCCAUUCACACACUGCCCGACCGACGAGCAGACGAGGCUGGACCUCCGUUGCCACUGCCAGCCGGACGAGAACUUCGACUGGAAGGGCUAUUCUUGCACCAAUCGAUGGUUCAAAGUGAACGACAUGGAGAAGCCCUACGGCUGGGAUCAGAACGAUUGA
Messenger RNA from Penicillium cinerascens, 1152 nucleotides. RefSeq names its product glycosyltransferase family 15 protein. Gene Ontology annotation, biological process: protein N-linked glycosylation; cell wall mannoprotein biosynthetic process; protein O-linked glycosylation. Lineage: Eukaryota; Fungi; Ascomycota; Eurotiomycetes; Eurotiales; Aspergillaceae. The transcript is spliced from 4 exons. The record is from RefSeq and is a predicted model, not a curated record. Gene Ontology annotation, cellular component: Golgi apparatus; membrane. Bases 1 to 1152 code for a protein of 383 amino acids. Gene Ontology annotation, molecular function: alpha-1,2-mannosyltransferase activity.